This is a messenger RNA of Mytilus californianus (California mussel), 2890 nucleotides long. RefSeq names its product DNA polymerase iota-like. Gene Ontology annotation, biological process: translesion synthesis. Gene Ontology annotation, molecular function: damaged DNA binding; DNA-directed DNA polymerase activity. The record is from RefSeq and is a predicted model, not a curated record. Lineage: Eukaryota; Metazoa; Mollusca; Bivalvia; Mytilida; Mytilidae.
UAAAGAUCUAGCGAAACAACGUCGAUUAAAAAAAAAGGAAAAGUGAAAUUAUCAGAAGCAAAAACAUUCAACAGUCUAUCCUGGGACUAGUCCCAGGUCUAUCAGAUAUUAUUUUAUGGGAAAACGUGAAGGUACAAAAAGCAUUACAUUGAUCAAUAAUGAUUUAUUGAAAUGAUCAGCUAUUAGCCAGUCAGCUAGGAUACUUGUCAACCUUAUAACAAUAGACUUAUUUAAACUUUUAUGUUUGAAUACAUAUGAAGUGCAAUAAUGUAUGAAAAGGAAGCAGGGCUAGACGUACAUGAAGAUGAUACCGAAUGGACAAAUCCUUUCUUUGAACAUGAUGACAUGCAUAGUAAUCAUUUUGAGCAACCACAAAGUAAGAAGAAGAGAAGUAGUACAUGUAAUGCAGUCUUAACAGAAAGAAAUGUGUACAUAUCUAAGUUGAAGCACACAAGAACUAUCAUACACAUAGAUAUUGACUGUUUCUAUGCACAAGUUGAAAUGAUUAGAAAUACUAAACUUAGAGACAAACCAUUAGGCAUACAACAGAAGUACAUAGUUGUUACCUGUAACUACAAGGCAAGGGAAUUUGGUGUUACUAAAUUAAUGACUUUAAAAGAUGCAAAGGAGAAAUGUCCACAACUAGUGUUAGUGAAUGGAGAGGAUCUUACACAUUAUAGAGAAAUGUCUUAUAAGAUAUCAGAAUUUUUGCAGAAAUACACACCAAAUGUUGAAAGACUUGGAUUUGAUGAAAAUUAUCUGAACGUAUCUGAAAUGGUUGAACAAAGAAUUAAUUCUAGGUGUCAAGGAACAGAGGUGAAAGGUCAUACAUAUUGUUCAAAUGAAGAGGAAGACACAACUAUAGAUACUGUACAGUGUGACUGUGGUUGUCAAGAAAGAUUGAUUGUUGGUUCAGAGAUUGCUAAUGAUAUUCGUAGUGCCUUGUUUGCUGAGUUAGGAGUCACAUGUUGUGCUGGAAUAUCCUACAAUAAACUAUUGUCAAAACUUGUAGGAGAACAACACAAACCUAACCAGCAGACAACACUCUUUCCACAUCAGACACAAACUUUUAUGUCUUCCAUGAAGAAAGCAAGUAAAAUUCCUGGUAUAGGAUCAACAACAUCAAAGAAAUUAGCCAGGCUUGGUAUUGUUAGUGUAUUAAAUCUUCAAGAGAUACCAAUGGCAGACUUAAUACCAGAGAUAGGAGAAUCUCAGGCUUUUACAAACAAACAAUUGAGUUAUGGCAUAGAUGACAGCCCUGUUGUAUCUUAUGGUAGACCACAGACAAUUAGUGAUGAAGAUUCCUUUAAGAAUUGCAGAACAGUACCAGAAGUAAGAUCCAAAGCUUUACAUCUACUACAAAGCUUAUUACAGAGGCUUAAAGAAGAUGGUAGAAUUGUACAGACUAUUAGACUGAGUAUACGAAAACUGACUACUGAUAACCAAUGGACCAAUAGAGAAAGUCGUCAAUGUCCUGUACCUCAUCAUAUAGCCACAAAAAUUAUUCAAGGAAAGACAGAUUUAAUUUUUCCUGAGUUAGAGAAGCUAGUGCUGGCAUUGUUUAUGAAACUUGUUGACACAAACACUCCAUUUCACCUUACAUUGAUGAAUAUUGCUUUCUGUAAUUUGGCAGACAAACCCAAAAAUUCAAUUCAGAAUUUUCUUUCACCAAAUAAGUCAGAGACAUUAAGUAGAAACAAAAUUGAGAAGCAAACAGUAGAAAAUGGUUUAAUUGAUUCAGAGAAUAUAAACAAAUCAAAAAAAGGAAUUUUAAGUUUCUUUAAAGCAGCUCAGGACAAGGACAAAACAAAAGAAGCUAAAAGAAGUGAAUUUGAAAUUCAAUCUGGACAUGAGAGAAAAAGAAAAAAUGAAGGCAGUGUUUCUGAAAACUCAGUGAAGAAAGUGAAAUGUGACAAUGAAGUCUUGACAAUAGAGCCAAGUACUUCUUUCAGUGUAGAUUCAAACUGUAUGCAGGAUGUAGAUCAAUAUGUGUUAAGUCAGCUCCCACCAGAUAUCCAGAAAGAAAUAUUUGAAAGUUCAAAAAAUUAUUAUUCCUGUAAUUCCAAAAACAAUACAGUUAUGGAAAAUAUAAGGAACCCGUGUGAAUCAGAAGACGAUGAAUUGAAAAAGAAACUUAUGACUGCUGGAAUAGAUGUUAAUGAUUUUCUGUCAUUUCCGCCUGAAGUUCAGAAAGAUAUAAUGGAACAGUACAAACUGUGUGCUAAAGCAAAAACACCUUCCCCGACAAUGCAUUACAAAAGAUCAAUACUCACAUAUUUUACUUCAAAAAAAUAAAUCUCCAAAAUAACAACAUCUUGUAUCCUGCCUUAUUCCUAAGUUGUUAAUUAUUAAUAAGAAAAGUUAUAAGGUAUUUCUUCUUCACAACAUAUAAGGGUUCUUAUGCAUUUAAAUUGGUUUUCAUUUAAACUUGUAAAUAUAAUCUACCCUAGGAGAGAAUUUUGAUAUGUUAUAAUUGGUUCAAUGUCUAACAGAGGAUCCAGUAUGUCUACAUAUAAAUUACUAACUGUCUGAAACAAAAUGGAAUAUAUGAAUAGAUAUUUUUCCAUUGAUGUUAUUAGAAUUAGAGUUAUUUCCCUUUGUUAUCUAUACAUUCCUUCAUAAAUUAAUCAAAUUUUAUACUGUCCUCUAGACUUGAGAAAAAAAUGUUUUUUGAAUAUUUUCAUUCACUUAAGCCUUGUGUAAUUCAUCACUGCAAUCUAGUUAAUCUUUUAUCAGAUCUGCUUGAAUCACAUGGUUGAAUUUGGUUAAUCAAAUAAUCUCUCUCCAACAUGGCAGACAAGGGAAAUAACUCCAACUUAAAUUAUGUCAGUGGAAAACUAUAUUUCCCUCUAGGUCAGUGUUAUGUACAAUAAAAUCAAAGAUUAUGUGA